Molecule: messenger RNA, 1317 nt
Organism: Pipra filicauda (Wire-tailed manakin)
Lineage: Eukaryota; Metazoa; Chordata; Aves; Passeriformes; Pipridae
Gene: SULT6B1
Product: sulfotransferase family 6B member 1
Biological process (GO): sulfation
Cellular component (GO): cytoplasm
Molecular function (GO): sulfotransferase activity
Source: RefSeq, a predicted model, not a curated record
AUGGCCGGGGCUCAGCGCCUUCCGCCGCCGCCCCCGGUAGCGCCGCUGAGGCGCCGCCCCGCGCCUCCCGCCCGGCCGGCCGCGACAUGGCCGCCGAGGGGCUGCGGGGGCGGCGGCCGGCGGGGGUCGGAAAAUGCGGGAUAUGUAAAAAUUUUCUUAAGACAGGAAGGCUGUCCCCUGACGUUUGAUCUUCGUAUACUUUCAGGCUUAAUCAAAAAGAAAGUAGAUUUAAUUCGUAAAGCAGGCGUGAAAUGGCUUAUCCAGCUUUUAAGUGAUUUAAUAUUUACAACUAUUCAGAGUAUGCCUGUAAGUGCAGAACUACAGUUUAUUGAAUAUGGAGAUCAGGUAAAUAUCAGGUUAAUGAAAUAGAUUCCAUCUCCAAGGAUUUUGGUAACACAUCUGAAUUGUUAUUGCCUCCCCAAGUCUAUUUUCAAGAACAAAGCUAAGAUAGUAGUGUUGUUUUAAAACUCUAAAGAUACAGCUGUUUCUUUCAUUUGCCAUUUCCACAACAAUGUGACAAGCAUCCCCAGUUACAGCUCCUGGAAUGAGUUCUCAGGAUUAGUGAAAGAGAAUGUUGGCUGGGGAUCCUGUUUUGAUCAUGGAGUCACCUGGAACAAACACAUUGAGGAUGAGAAUACUAUGGUCAUAUAUGAAGACCUGAAAGAGAACCUGACUGCCAGUGUAAAGCAGAUAGCUGAAUUCUUUGGAUUCUCCCCAACAACUGAACAGGUCCAGGCCAUUGCAGAAAGGGACACUUUGCAGGCAGUGAGAGGUAAGGCUCGGGAGAUUUCUGAUGCUGUUGGCUUGAUUCUUUUCUGCCAAGGUGUUUUUGGAGACUGGAAGAUUCUUUUCACUGAAGCUCUGAACAAGGAUGCCAAAUUCUAAGUGUGCUUAGAAGGAAUUAAACUGGGAGUGAAGUAUAAAUAUGAUGGCUAUUGUAAGGCCUGAACCUCCUUUACAUAAAAAAACCCCACUAAUGUUCAGGCUGCUUUUCAUUCACUUCUGUUUCAAAACAGAAACCAGGACAAUAUCCUAUUUAAAAAUUUUGAAUAUAUAUGCAAUAUGCAAACCUAUUUCUGCUGGCCUAACUCAAGAAAGCAAUCCUUGCCUGUGCAGUUAGUAUCACUGAGGUCACUGGAUUCUCUUAAAUGACUUGUAGCUCUUUGACCUCCCUUGUUUUUAACACUGAUUUUUAGCUUUAAUUUCUUGUUACCCAGUAGAAUGCUGUGUGAAAUAUAUAUGUGGUAAUUAAACAUGCUGAAAUCACUGGAAAUGUGUUCUGUAUGUUGGAAGUGAUUUUCCAAGGGAUUUUUUAAA